GUGGGGGGAGUGAGUUGCGAGGAAAGUGGGUACGGGCUCCUAUGUAAGUCUUAAGAAGAACGAGUCGAGCCACUCAGAUCUAACUGGAAGAACCAAAGCACCCAACUGGUAACAAAAACGACACACUGACUCAGUUCACAUUUCACAAACCACUCUCUCUUCUGCUUGCGGCUGCUCCAACUGCUUCUUCUGUUCUCCAACUCUCUGCUCUCUCUCUCUCCUCUUUCUCAGCUGCUACCCUUUGUUUGGAUUAAUGGGUUCUGGAGGUUGUACCAAUGGACUGGAAGAAUGCAAACUGCAACCUCCGAAAACUGUGGAAAAAUCGGAUAAAGCUAGUGUUUUGGGGCUUCAUAAGGACGCUGCAGAGCCACCGGUUGAAUUGGUUGCUAAUGGGGUGGCUUCUCUAGAGCCUGUUACUCCUAAUGCAGUCCGAGAGAACGGUGACUUACCUGUUGGUUUGAAAUCUCCGCCCUCUGUUUGCAAGAAAUCAUCCAAUGUAACUUGCUUGAAUCCGAAUGCUAUCCGAAAUGGGGACGACCCAUUUGGUUGUUCUGAUGAUAGCAGCCCCAGGACACCGGUGGGUGAUGUCUUCGAUCCUUUUGCCCCUGCUCGGGAAGACCUGCUUAAGGCGCCACAGUGCAAAAAAUAUGUCAGCAAGUGCAGGGGCAUGGUUGCUCGUCAGCUUAACUUUGAUUCUCCCGUCCAAAUUUCAGAAGACGAGGUUUUGACUGAUGUGGAAUCCAUUUCGUAUGAAGAAAUGUUUGAAGCUGUGUAUAAAAACCUAUUGGAAGCUAUCGUGUCAGAGCAAACUGAGGGAGCUAUUGCUGACCACUCGAGGAAAGAUUGCGUUUCUGAUGACUGCGUAACACCUCGUCCAGAACCGUGUCAAACUGGAGCAGCUGAAACUUGUCCUGGGGCACCCCUGAGGCCAUCAGGGAAGUCAAGGAACAUCGAUAUGCGGUUAAUCAGAAAGCUCGAGUUCUAACUCCAAUUGACUCAUGCGGGUUACGUGGUGGUGAAUUUGCAAGAAUUCUGCAGCAUAUCUUAAAGACUUUUAAGGCGAGAUUAAAGACAAGGGUAAAGAUUGUGGUCAAAGCAAAGAGAGGGAAAACUUCAGACACGAUCUUAUUUGACAUGAAAAACGACAAGCGCAUGUCAUGCAUUGAUUCACAUUGCAUAAUCUGUGCAGAGUUCACGUAAGCAAGGAGGACUUUUGGGGUAGAGAGUGCAUUUUUGCAAAAAAAUCCACCUAAGCAAUUUAAUGCUAGUUUGGUAUUGUUAUGUUUUUUAAAAAAAAUUGUUUGUACUGUGAUGUAAAAAUAAUCAGUUGUAAAAUAAAGUAGUUAAGUGUUUGGUAAACUUUUAUUGUAAAAGUACUUUUAACAAAACAAACAAUGUUCAAGUGUUUGGUAAACUUUAUGGUAAACUUUAUGUAAAACUGCUGUAACUAUGUUAAAUGGUUAAAAGGGUAUAAUGUUAAAUGUGAUAUAAUAAUUUAUUUUAUUUAUUAUUUAUAAUUUUAUCUUCAAUCUUCAUCAUUUUCGGGUCACAGCUCAAGAUCCAAAUCCCUCCCCUCCAACCCUUUAUUCUCUCCCCUUCCCAAUCACCAAAAUCGAACGAGAUCCAAUUGUUAAAACCUAAAAUACCUGACGGGUGACAGUGAUUUCAAAAUGGGCCUCGUAUCCGAGAGGACUACAGGCGCAGUUAGAAUUGUCGAAGACUAUGGAGACGGUGGCCUUGGUGAUUCCGCCCUGGCCCUGCUCGUAAACAAGCUCCUGGAGGUUGGCGGCGCGAACUUGCUGCUAAUUGGUAAUUCCCAAGACAAAGCAGAUGGAGUCGAGGAUGUUGGACUUGCCCGAUCCGUUCAGACCCGUUAUGGCGUUGAAAAAUGCGUCGAACCCGAGCACCACCGUCCUCCUUGAUGUACAUAUUUGGGACGGAUUUCAGCACAAAGACGGAGAAUUCCCAUCUGGGUUCUUUUUCCUCCGUCUUGUCUGACUCGCCGGAGAAGAAAUUGAUGUUCGAAUCCGCGUGCUUCGGCCUCGAGAUGAUGAAUUCGACCUGGGUUUUCACGAGCUGUCUCUCUGUGUCAGUGAAUGGAGUUCUCUAAAUUCGACCGUGUCAAUGAAAUGGAACUCUCUGAAUUCGACCUUGGUGCUCUCUGAAUUCGACCCUGGUAAUCAACAGUCAUUCCUUCAUCCCGGAUAUCUUCAGCUUGCAUCAAGUGCCGAACUUGACUCGCUAAAGGACCUUGUCCUCUCAAACAAUCGGAUUCGAUGAUUUGAUACGAUGAGGGAAGCGAGAUGGAGAAAGAGGGUAUAAUUGGGUUUAAGAAAGUUUCAUUAAACUUUACUAUUCAUCUGCCUACUUUGAAAAAAAGUUGGUUUUGAGAAGCAGCAAAAUGCUGCUUCCAUUUUUCUGCUUAUUUUGGUUGGAACUUUGAAAAGAAGCACUUAUUUUUACAUUUACCAAAACAUUUUACACCCAACUUU
Molecule: messenger RNA, 2492 nt
Organism: Pyrus x bretschneideri (Chinese white pear)
Lineage: Eukaryota; Viridiplantae; Streptophyta; Magnoliopsida; Rosales; Rosaceae
Product: cyclin-dependent protein kinase inhibitor SMR11
Exons: 3
Coding region: 254-985 (243 amino acids)
Source: RefSeq, a predicted model, not a curated record